AUGUCUCUCCACAACAGCACCAGGUUCAAGCCUUCAGUGGUCUGGCUGACAGGAAUUCCUGGCAUGGAAACCAGCCACAUCUGGAUCUCCAUCCCCUUCUUCGCCAUGUACCUUGUCUCUGUUCUGGGAAACUCCACAAUUUUGUUCAUUAUCAAAACGGACAGAAGCCUCCACGAGCCCAUGUACGCUUUCCUCUCCAUGCUGGCCGUCACAGACCUGGGCCUUUCUAUCUCCACUAUGCCUACCAUCCUCGGCAUCUUUUGGUUCAAUGCCAGAGAAAUCAGCCUCAACGCCUGCUUCACCCAGCUGUUCUUUAUCCAUUUUCUUUCUGUUGUGGAAUCUUCGGUGCUCUUGGCCAUGGCCUUCGACCGUGUGGUGGCCAUUCGCAGCCCUCUGAGGUACGCCUCCAUCUUAACCAUGCCAAGAAUACGGAAGAUGGGACUGACUUUUGUGUUAAGAGGCGUGGCCAUGAUUUUGCCAUUGCCCUUCCUUCUCAGAAGGCAUCGAUAUUGCCGGGCCAACGUCCUCUUCCACUCUUACUGCCUGCACCAGGAAGUAAUGAAAUUGGCAUGCUCAAAUAUCACCGUCAACAUCAUUUAUGGCAUGUUCAUUAUUGUCACCACAGUGGGCAUGGACUCCGUCCUCAUCCUCUUGUCCUACACAAUAAUCCUGAAAACGGUGCUCAGCAUUGCUUCGUGGGAGGAACGUCUGAGGGCCCUGAACACCUGCGUCUCCCACAUCUGUGCCGUCUUGCUGUUCUACAUGCCUAUGAUCGGCUUGUCUGUGAUUCACAGGUUUGGGAAGAGCUCCCCUCUUCUGGUCCGUGUUUUCAUGGGCUAUGUUUAUCUUAUGGUACCACCCCUCAUGAAUCUUGUGGUGUACAGUGUGAAAACCAAACAAAUCCGUGGCCGGAUAAUUCAGAUAUUCUCCAAGGGAAGAACACACUUCUAA
Eublepharis macularius is the source of this 951-nucleotide messenger RNA. Its product is annotated as olfactory receptor 51G2-like. Lineage: Eukaryota; Metazoa; Chordata; Lepidosauria; Squamata; Eublepharidae. The coding region runs from base 1 to 951 and encodes 316 amino acids. The record is from RefSeq and is a predicted model, not a curated record. Gene Ontology annotation, molecular function: olfactory receptor activity; G protein-coupled receptor activity. Gene Ontology annotation, cellular component: membrane. Gene Ontology annotation, biological process: G protein-coupled receptor signaling pathway. The transcript has a single exon.